AUGUCCAAGCCCCCUCCCAAGCCGGCCAAGCCAGGCCAAGUCAAGGUGUUCAGAGCUGAGUUCACCUUUGACCCCAGAACGCCCGAUGAGCUUUACUUUGAAGAGGGAGACAUUCUCUACAUCUCUGAUACGAGUGACAGUAACUGGUGGAAAGGAACAUGCCGAGGGAGAACAGGACUUAUUCCGCGCAACUAUGUGACAGAGCAGGCAGAGUCUAUCGACCACCCGAUGCAUGAGGCGGCCAAACGAGGGAAUCUUUCCUGGUUGAGGGAAUGUGUGGAGAACAGGGUGGGAAUCAACGGCUUGGACAAGGCAGGCAACACUGCCCUCUAUUGGGGAUGUCAUGGAGGACAUAAAGAUGUGGUGGAACUGCUGCUAAGCCAGUCCAGUGUGGAACUCAACCAGCAGAAUAAGCUUGGGGACACUGCUCUGCACGCUGCUGCUUGGAAGGGUUAUUCUGACAUUGUCGACAUGUUGCUCAACAAAAAUGCGAGAACAGACAUCCGGAAUAACGAGAACAAGUUGGCGCUGGAAAUGGCCACCAAUGCACAGUGUGCGUCGCUGCUCAAGAGGAAGCUGGCAAGCACUAUUACCCGCUCGCACAGCAAUGCUGAGGAGUAUUUGGAUGACGAAGACUCAGACUGA
This is a messenger RNA of Nerophis lumbriciformis (worm pipefish), 645 nucleotides long. The record is from RefSeq and is a predicted model, not a curated record. NCBI's taxonomy places the organism in Eukaryota, Metazoa, Chordata, Actinopteri, Syngnathiformes, Syngnathidae.